AUGGUACUUUCAGAUUCUCAUCACAAAAACGGUUUCCGAAAAAUCACUACCUCCUUUUCUCGAUUAGAUUAUUCCCAGGAGAAUAAGGUGGACAUGAAUUGGAAGUACAAAGAAACGAAGCAGGCGUCACAAACCUCAGAUAAGCAACAGAAGAAAAACGUAAGGUGCAAAGGAAUGUGGUGUUCUCGUGGAGCACUUGAAAGUUUCCGUCACAACAUCGAGAAUUUCACCGAGUUGCGGCAUCCUUACUUCUAG
This is a messenger RNA of Necator americanus (New World hookworm), 255 nucleotides long. RefSeq lists its product as uncharacterized. The record is from RefSeq and is a predicted model, not a curated record. Lineage: Eukaryota; Metazoa; Nematoda; Chromadorea; Rhabditida; Ancylostomatidae. The coding region runs from base 1 to 255 and encodes 84 amino acids. The transcript has 3 exons.